Abrus precatorius (Indian licorice) is the source of this 1371-nucleotide messenger RNA. Its product is annotated as UPF0481 protein At3g47200-like. The coding region runs from base 1 to 1371 and encodes 456 amino acids. Lineage: Eukaryota; Viridiplantae; Streptophyta; Magnoliopsida; Fabales; Fabaceae. The record is from RefSeq and is a predicted model, not a curated record. The transcript has a single exon.
AUGAAGGAAAUGGAGUCACAAGAGAAUGGUUUAAAGUGCCUCAAAAUUGGUGAUGAAAGUGAAACUGAAAACAAGGAUUUGAUAAUUCAUAUGGAAGCUAUGUUAAAAAGCGUGGAACUACCUUUAGUGUCAAAUUGUUGUAUCUACAAAGUACCUCAAAAAAUUCGCAAGGUGAAUGAAGAAGCUUAUACUCCUAGCAUUGUUUCUAUUGGCCCUUUUCACUAUGGAGACAAGAGAUUAGAAUCAAUGGAAGAUCUCAAAUUGAGAUACCUCAAGAGUUUUCUUGAAAGGACUAAAAAGGGGUUGGGGGAGUGCAUUGGAUACAUAAAAUCUUCUGAAGAAGUUAUAAGAAGUUGUUAUUCAGAGAUCAUUGAACAAAGUAGUGAUGAUUUUGUUAGGAUUAUUUUAACUGAUGCUUGCUUCAUAAUUGAGUAUUUUCUAAGAUCUCUAGAGUGGCCAAAAGAAGACCCUUUAUUAUCCAAACCAUGGUUGAGGUGUGAUGUAAAGCUUGAUUUGAUAUUGCUUGAAAAUCAGCUUCCAUGGUUUGUUCUUGAAGAGCUAUUCAACCUGACACAACCUAGUUGCUUCGAUGGUGAUGUUUCCUCCUUUUUUGAUGCUGCUUUUCAUUAUUUUAGGGUCCAUUUCCUUCAAAGCCUAUUGCCUGGAGUAGAUAGUAGCAAGUUCACCAUCCAUUAUUUUCAUAAGCAUUAUCAACACUAUAUAAUGAAGCCUGAUCAAGUUAGUAUGCAAUUGAAUCACCUCACUGAUUUGCUCAGGAUCUUUUACUUACCACCUGAUAGGUUGCCCAAAAGAGAAAAAGAAAUAGUGAAGCAUCUAUAUAGUGCAAGCCAUCUAAUGGAGGCUGGUGUGAAGCUCCAUGUUGGUCAAGACAAAAGUGCACUUGAGUUACAAUUUUCAAAGGGUGUUUUGACAAUACCAAGAUUUGAAGUUUGUCAUUGGACUGAGAUUCUUAUUAGAAAUGUGGUUGCAUUUGAGCAGUGUCAUUAUCCAUUUCAGACCUACAUUACUGACUACAUAGUCCUCUUGGAUUUCCUUAUUGAUACUAGCCAAGAUGUUGAUACACUUGUGGACAAGGGAAUCAUGAUUAACACUUUGGGUGAUAGUAGUGCAGUUGCAAAUAUGGUUAACAAUUUGUGCCUAAAUGUUGUCCAGGAAAAUAUUAAUGGUGGUUAUAUUUAUCUCUCCAAGAAGCUGAAUUGCUUUUAUGAGGACCCUUCCCACAAAUACAAGGCAAUCUUCAUACAUGAUUACUUCAGCACUCCUUGGAAAAUAACGUCAUUCGUAGCUGCAAUUGUACUGCUUUUACUUACUCUAAUUCAAGCCACAUGUUCUGUCAUCUCUUUAUUUUAG